CGGAAAAUCCAUUGGUACUACUUCAGACAAAAACAUUUUCUUUCAUUCACCCAAUCACAUCAUCCUUAAAUUUUCUUAUUCCGUGAUUUCAAUUGAGACAUUGACCAAGUGAUAUCAAGAACAACAAUAUUUACUCUUGGAUACCUACUCAGAUACUCGAGUACUCGAAUUCUCGUCAUUCAUAUUUAUCUAUCGUCUUUAUCAUCGAUAUCAUCAAUCUCAUCGAUGCCCUCAAAUCACAUCCAACCCAAAAAUAUAAAGAUAUAAUUUAUAGACAUCAUCAUGUCGCUAUUGUCCUUAUCACACGAUUUAUCCGUCCAAGAAGCGUUAUCGGGCAUCUUUGGAAGUAUCAGUUUAGCAACUUGGAUCUUUUUGUUGGUACCACAACUUAUUUUGAACUAUCGGUCUCAGAGUGCCGAUGGAGUAUCAUUGGCGUUCUUGUCGGUUUGGUUUAUUGGCGAUGUUGCGAAUCUUGCUGGUGCAAUCUGGGCAGAUCUUGUCCCUACAGUAACUGUUCUAGCCAUCUAUUUCUGCAUUGCGGACUUUGUACUUAUCUCACAAUGUUUAUAUUACAACAAAAUCAAUGCUCAGAAACGCCAAGAAACGGAAUCUAUUGCCCCAACUGAGGAAGAUCCUCUUCUUGCCCGUCGACGAAGUAACAGUAAUAUUGGACUUCCAGGAUCUCAUAGAAGACGCUCCUCAGCGAUGAGUGGAAGCCAAUGUCAUGAAGAUACCUUGAUCAAGAUUUUGGAAGGGGAUGAUUCUCCAGAUGCAAAUGCUUGGGUUAAGAAUAUUGUUAGCAUUUUGUUGGUUAUUGCUGCUGGGACAGCUGGAUGGGCUAUUGCUUGGAGAAGUGGUGUCUGGACGCCUACACCAGAGAAUGGAGGUGAUGUUCCUAAGACGAACGAAGUUGCUGUUGGCGCAGAGAUACUAGGAUAUUUUAGUGCAAUUUGCUACCUUGGCGCUCGAAUUCCUCAAAUCUUGAAGAACUAUAAGGAAAAGUCUUGUGACGGUCUCGCACUUCUUUUCUUCCUUCUCUCAUUGAUGGGAAACCUAACGUAUGGUGCUGGCAUUCUCUUCCAUUCCUUGGAGAAAGAAUAUCUCAUCAUUAAUACCCCAUGGCUCAUUGGAUCUUUGGGAACGAUUGUUGAAGAUGCAGUGAUCUUCCUUCAAUUUAGGAUGUACGCACCAAAGCCAACUCCAACCACUGCUGUUGAAUAGGCGAUAUAUAUGAUGAACAAGUACAAAUUGCAUUGGGGGGAUCUCAUAUUUAGUAUCGAACCUGUACAAUAGACCGCUACUGAGAGCAGAGGAAGGGCGUUUUUGAAUUGUUAUCUUUUCGAUAUGCAUAGAAGAGGAAUUGGAAAGGUAGAUUGAACCACGGAAGAUGAACAUUGGAUAUACUAAUGAUAAUUAAAGUUUGAAAAUGUUUGAAAUCUUU
Botrytis deweyae is the source of this 1441-nucleotide messenger RNA. RefSeq lists its product as uncharacterized. Gene Ontology annotation, cellular component: fungal-type vacuole membrane. The coding region runs from base 283 to 1221 and encodes 312 amino acids. The record is from RefSeq and is a predicted model, not a curated record. NCBI's taxonomy places the organism in Eukaryota, Fungi, Ascomycota, Leotiomycetes, Helotiales, Sclerotiniaceae. Gene Ontology annotation, biological process: basic amino acid transmembrane export from vacuole. The transcript has 5 exons.